Thamnophis sirtalis is the source of this 801-nucleotide messenger RNA. The record is from RefSeq and is a predicted model, not a curated record. NCBI's taxonomy places the organism in Eukaryota, Metazoa, Chordata, Lepidosauria, Squamata, Natricidae.
AUGGUUGUUGCAAGUCAUCUCUCGAGCCCUGUGUACUUUUUCCUGAAUCAUUUGGCUGUUAUUGAUAUUUGUUUGUCUUCUGUCACUGUGCCUAAGCUCUUAGGAAUUUUGACUGCAAGGCAGACAAUUUCAUAUUCUGCAUGUUUUGGCCAAGUGUUCUUUAUUCUUCUAACAGGAUGCAAUGGAGCUUGCAUUCUUGCAGUAAUGGCUUAUGACCGUUUUGCUGCCAUUUGCAAACCCCUUCAUUAUGUACAAAUUAUGAAGAAAGCAUGUUGUAGAUGGCUGGUGGGUGGUGCCUGGACAAUAGCUUUUUCAUAUGCUUUUGUAAAUACAUUUUCUGCUUUAAAGCUCAAUUUCUGCAGAGAAAAUUUUAUCAAGCAUUUCAGUUGUGAAUUGCCAUCUCUACUUGCAUUAUCUUGCACAGACACACUUUCCAAUUGGAUACUCUUCUUCAUAACUGGUGGCGUCAUUGUCAUAUGUUCAUUUGGUUUCAUUUUAUUUUCCUACAUUCAUAUCAUCUCCACUAUACUGAAGUUGAACUCUGCAGAAGCAAAAAGGAAAACUUUCUCUACCUGUACCGCUCACCUCAUUGUUUUGGUUUUGUAUUAUAGCACUGGAUGUUUUAGGUAUAUGAGGCCCAACUCAGCCUCCUCAAUUAUUGUGGAUGAACUGAUCAGUAUACAAUAUAGCAUUUCCACACCCAUGCUGAAUCCCCUAAUCUACAGCCUGAAAAACAGGGAAGUGAAGGAAGCCAUAAAAAAGCUAUUGGGCUACAAACCCUUGAUUUCUCAUACUGAGUAA